UAUAACCGAGGGGACUUUAAAACGUAAACGCACGUACCACGACUGGGGGUGCAUAUAGAUUUUUGACUCACGUCUGGUCCGUCGAGCGUCGUUACGUACUCCAUCCGUGGUUACUCAAAGACCAGCGGUGGUUUGUUCCCAAUUCCGCCAAACUGCUCGGAAUACCGAAUAGGAAGAUGGCCGAUAAGUCUUCAGAAGUUUGUGUGUUACCAGUUUUCCAUUUAACUGGAUAUGACAAGAGACAGUUACCCCAAAUCCUUGAUGCUGUGGAAAAGAAACUUCAUUGUCGUCUCGUGGAAGAUCUUCCUUUGCCCUUUGAUGAAGAUAUCAUCUUCCUUGUGGGAGAGUCUGAGCUGUGUGAUGCUGCCAUCCCAGUCAAAACUCCAUCGCAGCUGCUUUUGGAAGUAUUUCAGCGUCUCAAGCCGAGGGUCCCAGGCUGCAAAACGAUUCUCUCAGCAGAGUCACAACUGGUCGUCAUGCAGCUGUGCCUCGCAGAACACAGCAAAGAGAAAUAUGGUGUUUACGAAGCUGAUGUCAGUCAGGUAUCUCGAGCAACCAGUGAGCUCAACGAGCACAAACUUACCCAAUGUGAUGGGGAUUCACCAGCAGGUCGAUGCCAAAACUCGCCAGCAGAAAUCUCAGCAAGUUUGUCACCGUCUCGGGCCGUGGGACGCCGUUACAAAGCUUUCUUGUCAAGCUGCGGCAUGCUGGACAUACCAGAUAUCUAUCAGCAAGUCCAGACGUUGUUGCACGAGAACAGAAGUGUAGCCAAGUUGUUCAGGGCCACGACCAGGUUAAUCGUGCUACAGUGGCCAUCCCAACUCAUGGAGAGAAAAAUCUUGAAGUUGUUGUGUGGUGGGGCAUCCCCGACUGAAAUUUCAGUGGAUAUGCUUUGGGCAUCGUUAGGGGCCAUCGGCGAUGGGGAGUCCAGGCCAGAGGUUUGUGACAGAGAUUGGGAGAUGGUACAAAACUUGAGCAAAGACAAGUGUUGCCCAGCGUCAACCCCAAAGCCUCCAAAAUCACCUGUUUCAUCCACCGAAGUUCUGGUGCAGCAUGUCUUCCUGUCAUUCCUUGGCCUCCUUGUCAAUUCUCGGGAUGAGAUUGCCCUGGCCAGAUGUCUCAGCUACUCACCGUCAGGUCUCGACCACAAAGGAUUCACAGCCUUGAAGAAUGCUGCCAAGAUGAAAAACAUGUCCAUGUAUCAGACAGCUGUGUCGUACAUUACUCGGUUGAGGCUUGGUGGUCGCAGCUAUGCACCAGGUUCUGACAUGUCAUCUCUGGCUGAUCACGUUAAGAGUCUCGGUGAAUUUGUAACCAAUGUCCAGAAACUACAGGUGUUGGUAGAGGAAGUCCCAAACACAAGGCAGUGCAUUACAAAGGUACUACUUUUGAUCAAAAACAUCCUUUGCAAGUGUCGGGACACCGUCUUCAAGCAAGCAGCUGUGGAAAAGGUCUGCCAGAAAUUACUGACCAAAUUUGACACUCUGCUGACGGUUUUUGAUCGAAGAAGUACAAGUAGCCCUCCCAAGGCUGUUAAUCAAGGAGGAAGUGUCUUGGGCCGUAAGACACUCAAAGUCAUCCUGGCAUUCCUUGAUCAGGAGGCUACAAGCCCCGCCCACCAUAAUGCAGUAGACGUGCUGAGCGAAUGCACCUUGACACAGACAACCCCCGUCCAAGUGCCGUCUUUUCUGGCACGGUUCAGAUCUCCCGAGGUUGUGAACCCCAAAUCUCCUGAGCACCAAGCACUGAAAGAGAGACUCAUGGCCCCAAAAGAGCAGGAGACCAAACAAGUCAAGAUCUUUGGCUACAAGUCCGUCAUGGCAUGGGCAGAGCCAGACCGAAGAAACCCCCUCCAAGAGCAAAACCUGAACACUGACUGGAACAUUCCAAGCCAGGCCAACAACCAGCCAAUCAAGCUGUGGGCUGAAACACCACCAGAAAAGCACAACCGGGCGAGAGUUUUCACGCACGAGUUUGAGUCACCAGUAGGGAGCCCGCCCAGCCAAUUGUUAACUAGGCCACACCAAAGGCAGGGCAUGAUUGAUGGCACCCCAAAGCGACCUAAAGGGCGUGUCUCGAAAAUGGCAGAUGCCAUGAUGGACAAGGAGAACCUACUAGCAUACCCUAGGGAAGGGGGAAAGGCACAGGGGGCGGGGAUAAAAAAGAAGGGGACAGAGGUCAAGAGAAGGGUCAAACGGGUACUGAUGGAGGACACCGGCAAUAGCCAGCCAAGCAAGAAAGUCAAGAAGGGUGUGGCAAGUCAGAAGAAACAGGUGGCACUCGUUAAGGGGCAGAAGACACUGAAUCAGUUCUUUAGACUGUGACCGAAUUCUUCCUGAACUGUUGUUAAUUCUGUCUGCCCAGUGGAUUAGUGCUUGCAGAUUUUUUAAAUUGGAGUUGAGACCACAGUGGACUUGGUCGACCUAACUCUCAUUCCAACCUCAUUAUUGGUGAUAAUUCAGUUUUAAGAAUCUGGAUUCUAAUUUUGGCAAUGUACACAUUCUUUUACUGUUUUCUUUUACAUUUUAUUGUACAAAAUGCAGUCAACUAUUAAAACAUGUUGGAUAAUAAGACGCAGUACACUGAGCCAUUAUUUUUGGAGAAUCAGGAUUUUGUGUGAAACAUAUGUCGGACACCAAGUACAGACGUUAACUAAAAACAAAAUGUCUGAAUAGAACACAAUUUCCAAUCUUGGAACAAAGAAUUCUGGGGUUCACUCUUUUUCUCUCUUUUUCGAUGUGUAAGAUGAGGGAUAGGUACAAGAGUUUUCUAAGAAAUUAAAAUGCUUCAGUGGUUACGACUUCAAACUACAGACUCGGAGGUCCUGAAUUCAAACCCCAACAAGUUCCUAUUUUCUAAAUUCAAGUACAUCUUUUUUGAUCUGUAAGAUAUUUAUAUAUAUGGUCCAAACAUGAAUGAGUAAGAACAUCAAGUGGUCCAGUGGUUUGGACUCGUAACUAGAUUGAGAGGUCCUGGGUUCAAAUCCCAACAAGUUCUUAUUUCCUUACAAUUUUUAAGCUCCACACCUUUCAAUCUGUAAGAUAAGUAUAUGGUCCGAGCAUAUAUUAAUAAGAAAAUCAAGUGGUCCAGUGGUUAAGACUCUGAACUCUGGACUGAGAGGUCCUGGGUUCAAAUUCCAGCCAGUUCCUUUUUCAUAACAUUUUUAAGAUCCACACCUUUCAAUCUGUAAGAUAAGUAUAUGGUCCGAGCAUAUAUUAAUAAGAAAAUCAAGUGGUCCAGUGGUUAGGACUCUGAUCUCUGGACUGAGAGGUCCUGGGUUCAAAUCCCAACCAGUUCCUUUUUCAUAACAUUUUUAAGAUCCACACCUUUCAAUCUGUAAGAUAAGUAUAUGGUCCGAGCAUACAUUAAUAAGAAAAUCAAGUGGUCCAGUGGUUAGGACUCUGAACUCUGGACUGAGAGGUCCUGGGUUCAAAUCCCAACCAGUUCCUUUUUCAUACAAUUUUUAAGAUCCAUACCUUUCAAUCUUAAAGAUAAAUAUAUGGUCCGAGCAUAUGUUACUAAGAAAAUCAAGUGGUCCAGUGGUUAGGACUCUGAACUCUGGACUGAGAGGUCCUGAGUUCAAAUCCCAGUGAAGUAGGGGCUUUUCUUUUACUCAGUCUUAAAUAAAAAAAAUUAAAAGCAAAACUCUUUUUCACGCUAGCUUGUUUAGCUAGCUUGUUACCCUGCUGGGGAUUGAACCUGCUUCUGGAGGGUUCUCGUCCCACCAGGGUGGUUCCACCAGGCAGCAAGCUAACCUGUUGAGCCACUUGGGUCCCCCAACUACAAGUGUUCGUUUCUUAUAUAUAAAGAUUAGAUUCAUACUUAGGAAAACUGUUCUUGAACCAGAACACACAAACCAAGAAUAUAAACUGGAAGCUGCAGGGUUUCCAUGCAAUACAUAAUUGUUUAUCAGCACUGAAAGCUCAAGGAAUACCUUGAAGAUAAUCAAACAAAGGCUUUAGUA
Messenger RNA from Acanthaster planci (crown-of-thorns starfish), 3964 nucleotides. RefSeq names its product PCNA-interacting partner-like. The record is from RefSeq and is a predicted model, not a curated record. Gene Ontology annotation, cellular component: chromatin. Gene Ontology annotation, biological process: negative regulation of double-strand break repair via homologous recombination. NCBI's taxonomy places the organism in Eukaryota, Metazoa, Echinodermata, Asteroidea, Valvatida, Acanthasteridae.